Messenger RNA from Gadus chalcogrammus (walleye pollock), 8494 nucleotides. Its product is annotated as lysine-specific demethylase 4A-like. NCBI's taxonomy places the organism in Eukaryota, Metazoa, Chordata, Actinopteri, Gadiformes, Gadidae. Gene Ontology annotation, biological process: chromatin remodeling. Gene Ontology annotation, molecular function: histone H3K9 demethylase activity; histone H3K36 demethylase activity. The record is from RefSeq and is a predicted model, not a curated record. The transcript has 11 exons. Gene Ontology annotation, cellular component: nucleus. Bases 189 to 1370 code for a protein of 393 amino acids.
AAAUGGGCAGGUCGUGCGCAUGCGCAGUCCAGGAAUGGAGCAGAGCGAUCUAAUCACUAGAGCAUUAGUUUCAACCUCAUCUUGUCAAUAAACAUUUAGUUAUUAGUAAUUUCAGCAUCGGGCACACAUACAUCUCCAGUGACAGCGACUGUUCCUGGUGUGGAGCGUUGGACUAGGCUAUCACUGGGAUGGCGUCCGAGCAGGGGCAUGUGAGCCCCGGCUCCAAAGGCAUCAUGACCUUCCAUCCCACUGUGGAGGAGUUCCAGAAUUUCAGCCGCUACAUUGCUUACAUGGAGUCCCAGGGAGCCCACAAAGCCGGCCUGGCCAAGAUUGUCCCGCCCAAGGGGUGGAAGCCUAGGCGCUCCUAUGACGACAUCGAUGGGCUGGUGAUCCCAGCCCCCAUCCAGCAGGUCGUUACGGGCCAGUCGGGCCUCUUCACGCAGUACAACAUCCAGAAGAAAGCAAUGACCGUCCAAGAGUUCCGCAAGCUCGCCAACAGCGACAAAUUCUGCAGUCCUCACUACCAAGACUUUGAGGAGCUGGAGCGAAAGUACUGGAAGAAUGUGACAUUCAAUGCCCCGAUCUACGGUGCCGAUGUCAACGGAAGCCUGUACGACCCUGACGUGAAGGAGUGGAACAUCUGCAGACUCAACACCGUCCUGGACACGGUGGAGCACGAGAGCGGCAUCACCAUCGAGGGCGUAAACACCCCAUACCUGUACUUCGGCAUGUGGAAGACCACGUUCGCCUGGCACACAGAGGACAUGGACCUCUACAGUAUCAACUACCUGCACUUUGGACAGCCAAAAUCAUGGUACUGUGUUUCUCCUGAGCACGGCAAGAGGAUGGAGCGUCUGGCCCACGGUUUCUUUCCUGGCAGUGCACAAAAUUGCGAGGCCUUCCUGAGACACAAAAUGACUCUCAUCUCACCCUCGAUAUUAAAGAAAUAUGGCAUUCCCUUUGAGAAGAUGACCCAGCAGGCGGGUGAGUUCAUGGUGACCUUCCCGUACGCCUACCACGCAGGCUUCAACCAUGGCUACAACUGUGCAGAGUCCACUAACUUUGCCACACAACGGUGGAUUGAAUACGGAAAGCAAGCGAUUCUGUACAGCCCCCGCCUUGCAUUUUGUUCACUUUAUUUUCCGAGGAAUGCUUCCAGAACUAGGCACAGUAACGUUACGAUGCAGGAUCAUUCGCUCAGGUUACUUCUUGGAGACGAGGCAGUUUCCACUUUGUUGGCCCAACCUCAACCUCCAGGAUCACUACCGGUACUUCUUGGCGAUCAUGCGUCUCAAAGAAAAUGCAGACCUCAAGCUAAAACUUCUGCAGGACAAGCUGUCUUCAAGGACAUGUUCACCAAGUCCAGAUAGAGGGAAUGCACCGCAAAGGCAACAGAACAGACCCUACAUACAACUGUGGAUGCCCUGCUAAGUUAAUCCCCACCGACCUGUUGUCCCAGUAUGAGGAACCCUCAAAGGAGGAAGUUGUCUCCUGCUUCAAUCAAGUGGCGGCCGGAAUCAUGCAUAAUGUCCAGCCAAAUCGUUAUGCAUGCUUGUCCUGCAGAAGUUAUAGAUAAGGGAACUCCUGGUGUUUCCUGUCAUUCAACUAUGGCCACUGUUUCACUGUAUCCCUUAAUGGGACUGGUUACAUGUUGCCGGAGAUGUUCAUGCACCUUUUGUCUGAUUUCUGGUAGUAUAAGCAAGCUCACAUUUAACCAAGAGUCUGCUUAAAAAAGGAUGACUCAGAAAAUGCUUUGGGAAACUAUAAAGCACAGUAUUACACCUCAGACAGCUUCCUGUUAAACAUAUUACUAUGCGAGUCAUGAAUUCAAGCAGGAUCAGUGAACCAUAGCCAGCCUUGAAGAUAAGCAGUACUUAGUAUAUAGAAUAUCAACAGACCAGGAAAUAUAAAUCAUUAGAAAUGCUGAUCAGGAAUUAUAUACGUUCAUUGCCUUGCCGUAGUUAGUAACUGUUACUCAGUAUAAUGACAAGACAGCGGUUGUCUAAUGAAGUUUUAAUAUAUUUGUACGCUUGCUGUAUUUUUAUAUCUGUAUUUAUAUAUAUUAAAAACGAAAUCUAAAAAAUGUAAUGGCUCCCCAGAUGAGGAGUUUCGAAAUCUGUUUCUCGGGAAUCAACGCCUAAAUGGGAAAAGUUAGAAUUGUUAAUCACGUUUGGGAUGCAAUGCCCUUGGCUGGCUCCGCCCACUUAUUCCCAAAACGAUAGGAUAGGCAGGAUAAAUAUCAAAGCGAACAGGAAAGCAUUUUGUGAGAACAAAGGAAAUCGAGACAAGAAAUGCUGCAAGCGAGUGCAGUAAUGGUGCUCGGAACAACAUUUGUGUGCAUAGCUGUGUCAGUUAUGUGCGCCUGAAGUAUUUUUUUUGUUGGCGGCUGCCUCAAUUAAUUUACAACCUAAUAAGGAAGAAAAAAAAUGACUUUUUUUCAUAAAGCAAAUAACCCUGAGACAACAUCACUGAAUAGGGCAUAUUAUGCCCAUUAGAUCCAUGAAGCGACAGGUUCCAGAUUCCUAAGGAUCCUCAGGAAGAACAAUCUUCAGGAGAAAAUGCUGAUGACCUUUUGUCGCUGCACCAUUGAGACUGUCCUAAGCUACGGCAUCUCGCUGUGGUUUGCCAGUUGCACAGCAGCUGAGAGGAAAGCGCUCCAGAGGAUCAUAAAAAUGGCACAAAAAGUCGUUGGAUGUCCUCUUUUCUCUCUAGGAUGUCUAAAAUAGACACUGCCUCAGGAGAGCUCAUAGCAUCCUGAGAGACUCAUCCCACCCAGGCCAUAACCUGUUUGAACUCUGGGAGGCACUACAGGGCAAUCAGAUCAAAAACAAAUAGGCUUAAAAACAGUUUCUACCCCAGAGGGGUAUUCCACAAAGCUGGUUUUAUCACAUAACCGGGUACGUUAACCCAGGGUUUGCGGUAACCCUAGGUUUUCCGUUCCAAAAGGAUCACGGUAUGUUAGUUGCUAUAGAAACAUAUGCUCUGAAUCAAACCUGGUUGGAGCUGGUUUUGCGCAGGUUAAGUUUGAAACAUAACCCGGUUUUGGGUAUUUAAACCGGCGUUCACCGCAGAUUUCAUGUGUUCACAAUGGCAUGCCCUUUUGAUGAGAGAACUGCUGAUAUCGGAGCGCAAAUUAUACGUGCAAUCCACCGAGAGCGAUUGAUAAGACCACGGCUUGGCAUAUCGGAUGACUUUUUGCUGGAGUGGAGAGAUAUAGAUUCUCGCGCAAAUCUUUAAUAUAUUUAAAUAGCCUUACAUAGCCAACACUACCAAUCGAGGACCUGGCCUCAGUUCACUCCAGACUAUUUGCGUAGCCCUCCGUUUUUUGCAAAUGGUUGUUUUAUCUAGGCUAUAAUGUUGGAGAUGCUGAGCACAUCUCAGUCGUUUCAGAUGACCCAUCCAAGAUUUGUAUCAGUCUCCUAUCAUACAAAGAGCAAUAUUGUCUGAGUACUAUGCCGAGAGGCAUUUACAACAUAAAGUAUAAAAUAGUCCUAACGGACUUGCAUCCACUGGAGAAUGUUCGAUCGUAGCCGGCGGCUUCAUUACAAGCACUAAUCCAUCUUGAUCUGUUGAUGAAUUGUCACUUUUAGGUUUUCUACCCAGUUACCAAAAACGAAACAUUUGGAAUAGUAUGCGCUGUGGAACGCACACGGUUUGCAUUACUUCAAAGGCAAAAAAAAUCGAAUACAAGAAAACACAAAAAUCUACAUUCAACCAGUGGGGUAUGGCCCCUGGCUCUCUGAGGAGGUAGGUACCUCCAGGUACCCCCUCCAUGCCAGGGAUGUCCUGAAUUUAUGUUUAUUAACAGCUCCUCCACCGGGGUCAAGACAAUUUGAGGGCCAGAUCCAGUCUGGCCACUGUCGGCCUUUUCACGAUUGGCUUAAAAAAAUGGCUUAUUUAAAUUUAUACCAAUACGAUGGUGGGAAAAGCUACCAGUUUGUAUGUUUUUUAUACUUCAUUUUUAUACUUCAUCCGCUGACCGCUUGGAAGCAAUCUACAUAUUUUUUUAGAAGAAAUGGGUUAUGUGGUAGGAUCUUUAAGAAUGCUUAACUGGGAUAUUUAUAUAUUCAUGGCUCAAAUAUUAAGGAUCAUGCUUUUGACGUGUAACGCAUUUACGCGGUCAUCGAUCCGCUGCCAGGCUUUGGUUCUCCGGGUUGCAGAGGCUUUAGCGUUCCCUUUUCUUGUGAUAAUGUCCUUCUCCUCGUCAUAGCUCUCCAGGAGAACCUGGAGUUCCAUUUCAUUGAAAUAAGCGGCCCGUUUCGCCAUAUUGAUCAGGGUUUCCAUGAUCCAUACAUCACGUCUUUUUAGGUUUGGCGUGGACGCGCACAACCCUGUGUUAACCAACCCCGAGUUGAUUGAACUAAUGCAUAACCGCUGCUGUGGAACCGAAAACUCUGGGUUGGUCGGCACAGGGUCAAUCAACCUAGAGUUCAGCGUUAACUCAGUGUUUGUUAAAGGUCCCAUGACAUGCUAUUUUAUGUAUUCUUUAAUAUAGGUAUUAGUGGGCAACUAACACAGUAUUCAAAGACGUUCCCGAAAUUCAGCCGUGGUGCAGAGUUACUGCCACUCCGAGCCAGUCGCACAUUGAGCUUCCCCCAAAUGCGCUGUUUUGGUGUCUGUAGCUAUAAUGCAAAUGAGGAGGAGCGAGGCGGGUCAAGGAGGAGGGUGGGGGUGUGGCCCUGAGCAGCUUGCAGCCACGGUACCAUGCGCUCUGUUUACAGUGGAUGUAUCGCAAUGGCGAGGCGCACAGCCUUUAGCCGUGUUCUGAAAAUAUUCUAGAACACACGGGAGUCCUGGAGCUCUAUAUCUAAAUAUUAUCAUAUAGCCUACAUAGAUAUCUAUAUCAUAUAAUAUAUAUUAUCACGGCCAAAAGCUGUGUGAGCCAAUAUUAUGAAUCUCAAACGACCGCGUUGGGUUCUCCGACGUUCCUAGUUCUUCAACGUCCUCAUCAAUGUGAAGUAGACUGAACCGCGACAAGGAGGAGAAAGGGAUCGUUGCCGGGCAGCGCUUAGGCACCUCCGCCUCCGGCGGUGGUCCCUCAGCGGGUCUCAAGCGGGAGACAUUUGCCGCCAACAAUCCCUUUCUCCUCCUUGUCGUGGUUCACGUUCUCGAGGGAGUCAAAGCCAAAGUUCCUUCCCCCCAAUUCAUUCUCAACCUUGGCUGAGAUAACCCCCAAUACGAGUCUCGUUGUAGAAAUAGAGUCCGACGUGUUACGCGCCAUAACACAAAAAGCAGAACGGUUAUCCAAAUAAAAAGGAAGUGUACAACACUUGCGUUACAGUCCUGGAUCUCUAUAUCUAAAUAAUAUCUUAUAAUACAUAGAAAUCUAUAUCAUUUAAUACAUAUUAUCACGGCCAAAAGCUGUGUGCGCCUCCAAACGAUAUUAUGAAUCACAAACGACUUUGUCGGGUUCUGCGACGUCUCUGGUACUUCCACUUUCACAUCAACUUGAAGUCGACUGAACCGCACGCUGCCGGCUGCCCGCUGCCGGGCGAUGGUGCCUCGCGGCAACUGGCGGCAUGUCGCAGUUCAUGUACUUCAGCGAAUCAAAGCCAAAGUUCCUUUCACCCAAUUCCUUCUCAACCAUGGCUCAGAUAACCCCCACAACAGUCUCGUUGUGGAAAUACAAGACACGUCAAAGAACCGACAAGAAACACUUGCGUUAGUGUGUGUUUUCACACACACACACACACACACACACACACACACACACACACACACACACACACACACACACACACACACACACACACACACACACACACACACACGUGGCGCUCGCACGGUCGAGUCUCAUUGGCGGGCCAACGUCUCUGGGCGGGCCAGGAAGAGUAAGGGGAGGAGCUGAGAUUCUUGGUGACGUCAUAAAUACAGACAUUCCAAAUCAGCGCACUUGAGCCUCCGUUUUUUCAAAGGCGAGCAGAACAGCUAGUGCUCGUUUUACACCAAACGCAAGUUUUAGCCAUUGGGGGACCAUCGGCAGGCUAGGGGAACUCAUAUUUAUGUUAGAAAACCUCAUAGAGUGAGAUUUUCAUGUCAUGGGACCUUUAAACCUCCGUUCGUGGAACACCCCUCAGAGCUGUUAUUUCUCUAAAUAAUGCAGAAUUAUAAAUUACUGCAUUAUCAUACCAAUCUGACCUUUAAAAUUGGCUGACAUUUUAAAAUAUAUAUAUUUGUUUGAGUUCUUUAACAUUCUAUAUAUAUUUUUAAAAAAUAACCCUUUUCUCAUUUAGUUUUUGUUUUAGUAGUAAGCUAGUAAGAUGCAACAAAAGAAGGAAUGAUGUAAUAUGUGAUUAUACUAACUGUUGGCUACCUUUUUCGUAUUUCUUGUUCAUCGUAUUUGUAUUCAUCAGACGUUUUCCACUUCGCUGGGCAUGGGGGCUCAGCUUCAACGAGUGCAUCUAAAAUAAACAACCGGUUGAUACCGUGAUGUACAGAAGUUACAGUACAGAAUCAGAAUUUUGCUUUUAUUACAUCUUAUUGUACAAGUACACAAGAGUAAAUUCUUAGGCUUGCUUUUUUCUUGUGACUCAGUCACAAGACACAAUACAAGAUAAAGUAAAUAAAGAUAAGUAAAAAUAUGUAAAUCAGUGUAAAAUGUAUCAGCAUAAAUCACAACACAAUAAAUAAUAACUAAAAUAAAGGCAGUAAUAAUAAGGGAAGCUAAAACAGUGGUAAUAAGUAAAAGAGGUGUAGUAAAGUGUUCAACUGGUAGUGGUAUCAGCCACGGUUGAUUCUAGUGCAAAAAUGAUGUGCAAAUUACAGAAAAAUGUGUAUUUAAAUACGUUUUGUAGUAGUAUAGUUAAGCAAUAGAUCACGACAGGCUGUGGUAUGUGCUCAUUAUACCACUGUUAAGGGGCGUUGUCCGGCAUCGACGCGCAGCGGUCGCUAUGCAACACACUUUAGCGUCCCUCCGAGAGAAGGCUCGGCUAGAGCGGUUCUCCGGCAAUUUAUCCUAUGGAGCAGUUCACUCGCCGUGUGCCUAAGCUUUCGUUAGUCCCUCCAUCGCCUUGCUCACUCCCGGAGUAACAAUAUUUACACCCUCUCCAUCAUUCAACAUAUGUUUUACUUUGUAACUGUUUCUACUUGCAGGCGCGGAGUGAUAUGCAAACUUUCACAAGCGUCAUGGCAGUUAUGUAUACGCUCAUUAUACAACAGUUAGGAACCAAUCAGAUCGCUGGAUUUAAGCCACCCGUUGUAUAAUACUAUUUAAUAUUUGGAACGUUGCAUCUGAAAUAUAGCAUGGCUACAAUAUGACUACUCCACUGCAGAAGGUCCCGCCCCGCUCUGGGUUGUGACUGUCCCAGGUCAAUCCCGUUGCUUGGCCUGAGCUUGAGGUUCUGUAUCAGACUCGGGCUCAAACAAGUAGAGCUAGACCGAAGCCAUCGAUACCCUCAGUGUGUACAGCUGCUUGUGGUUUUGCAGAAAUUAAUAAUGUGAUAUUUAAAAGUCGUAGUUUUAACUUUAAGGAAGUUAAAAAAAAAAAGCAUACAACUCCUUUUUCACUUUAUUAAUUAUAUGAAAGAUGCGUUCUGUAAGAAUAACACAGUUGUGUACUCUGUGCUUAUGGCGAACAACACACUCUUAGUUAGUUUUAUAUGGCUAUAUUGUACAAUGUUAGUCAAAACUGGUAGGCCUAUUCUAAUUUAUAUAUAGGAAAAAAACUAUCACGAGAACUCCACUCGUAUAUGGGGAUGUGCGUCCGACAGCAGGUCUCCAACAAAUUGGGACCAUUUCACCCAUAGGGGGGCGCUAUGAUCGUGGUCAAAGAUAAACGCCCAAAUUGAGGAAAAUCAGUUGGCACAGAUUGAGGAAAGAAUUCAGACACUUUUUUAUAUGAUAUAAUGUUGUCUUGAUAGAUUUCUCUGUACAGUGAACAUUUUGGGAAAACUUCAAAAUGUUCUUUUUGAUGUCCACUGGAGUUAAUUACACACAAUUUGAUAAUCAAAAUAUGGUAAUUAGUUAACAUUAUUCGAUCAAUAACAAGUACGCAUCAGAAGUUGCAAAGAACUGGCAACUUGCCAUGCAAAUAGAGGACCCCGCCCAGUGUCGAUAGCUCAUUCGAUCACGUCACAAGGGCCAAUUACAGUAAUUGCUCACGUAUGUGUGUUUUUUGGGAGAAUAAAAAAGACCCAGUGCGGUAGAACAAAGAUCCGCCCGCCCCUGUUGACGGAAUAGUUGCUGAAUAAUGACAUGCCCAGUGAAUCACUUGAAUCGCGGUCGCUUGGAUCGGCGGUGCGUGUGCUGUGCACACCUUUUUGUAACUUCUAGUCGUAGUUAGAUUUAUAUUAUAGCCAGUCUUCAAGUAAGAUUGAUAUAUUUUGUCCUGCUUGUGGACCAUGCCCUCUUGGGCCUUUCAUACCUCAUCUCUUUUACCCCUUGUAGUAGGGGGGCCUGCGACUCUUUAUCGAGCACUGAGGACAGCUUGCAGCCUUUUAACUGCCGCCCCCCCCGGGGUGCAUCCGUAUAAAUAGCGUGUUCUGUUUUUGUUUUU